Metarhizium robertsii ARSEF 23 is the source of this 954-nucleotide messenger RNA. RefSeq lists its product as uncharacterized. The transcript is spliced from 4 exons. Bases 1 to 954 code for a protein of 317 amino acids. NCBI's taxonomy places the organism in Eukaryota, Fungi, Ascomycota, Sordariomycetes, Hypocreales, Clavicipitaceae. The record is from RefSeq and is a predicted model, not a curated record.
AUGAACUGGCGCGAAGAUGUCCUGAUGGGUCUAGCAACGCUACUCUACGCAACGCUCGCUUAUUACGCUAUUAUUGGCAUAGUUGCUGGCGGAAUUGGCAAGCAUAUGUCAGACAUCACGCUCGACGAACUUUACCUCGCUUUCCGCUCUUGGCUCAUUUGUGAGCUGAUUUAUGGGCCCUUAAGCGCAAUAAUAAGAACGUCAGUCGCACUUCUCCUUUUCCGCCUGCCAUUAUCUACUUAUGAGAAAUGGGCACUCUAUACAUGUCUCGGAAUGAUGUAUGCCUUUACCAUCAUAUACUUCUUUAUUACUUUAUUCCAAUGUAAUCCACCGCCGUAUUUCUGGGAAAGGUUCCAUAAUUUCGAAAUCUCUGGGUCUUGCAACGAUCCUCAUCGACUCCCUAUUGCCGCGUAUUGGCAUAGUGGGAUCGCUGGCUUCAGCGACUUGUUUAUCACGGCCCUUUCUAUUUGGAAGCUGGUACAGCCAAGAUUAAAGUCUAAACAGGAUCUCAAAAUCAACAGUACCAGAAUAGUUAUAAUUGUCUUCCUCAGUUUCGGAGUUCUGCUAACGCCCCUCAGAGCAGGCGUGGUAAUGCUAGUCCGCAUACCAUACAUUCGAGAUAUGGAUUUAUCACCCGACUUUCUCUACGAAACUGUAACCUUCGGUGGGCAUAAUAACAGGGAGCCUUCCUUCCGUCAGACCGCUCUGGUCGCUCCUCUCUCGGCGCCAGAAUGUAAGCGGCAUUUCAAGUACGACAAUCAGGUCGAGCGAAAGGCCGGCCGAAAUAAGCAGAAUGCAGACAGAUGCGACGAGUCAAGAGUGCCGGGAUGGUUCUCACCCCACCGAGCCUUCUGGUCGAAAGCUGCUCCAACCCAAACCCUUUUGGCCGUUGUGCAGUUGGCGUCGAACUGUGGAUCAAGGUUCAACUACAACGCCAGACAUGAAAGGGGCUGA